AUGGGACAAAAAGGAGGGAGAGAUGCAUUUGUUUCCCAAGGUUUUGAUACUUGGAAUAAAAAAGAUGCAUUUCGGACUCAUGUGGGUGGUGUUGAUAGUUUUCACAACAAAAUUGGUCAAGAUGUCUUUGCUUUACUAGUUGAUGGAUCUAAUGAUGUUUCAAAAAAGGAACACAUGGCUAUUGUUUUGCGUUAUUUCGAUAGUCUUGGCUUUGUGAAAGAAAGAUUCAUAGGACUAGUGCACGUGAAGGACACAUCUUCUUUGACACUCAAAAAUGCCAUAAAUGAAUUUGUGUCUCGUGUAAAAGAAAAGACUUACUACGAGAACAAGCAAGAGAAAGGGUGCAAAAAGGCUUGUGUAGUGGUGAACUUGAAACCAAAAGAGGUUUUAGAUUUUGUGAAAGAUGAGGGAAGGUCAUUGGCAAACCGUCAACAAGCAUCCGAAAUCUUAGCAUAUUUUAAAUCAUAUGAGUUUGUGUUUUACUUACAUAUAAUGUAUGACAUUUUAUGCCUCACGGGUACAUUGUCAAAGCAACUUCAAAGAAAAGAUCUAGACAUUUUAGAAGCGGCUUCGAUGGUUAGAGGGACAAUGGAUGCAUUGCAAUCUUUUAGAAACACAUGGUUUGCUAGCAUUUUGCCAAAGUAUCCUCUAUUUUGUCAAACACGUAAAAUUGAUACUUUAGAUAUGGAAGACUUGUAUAUUGGUGCGAGAAACCGUAAGACUACAAAGACUAAUAGGUUUCAUUUUGAGGUUGAAAUCUUCAACACGGUGGUAGAUAUGCAACUUACAGAAUAUCAGGUUCGAUUUAGUGAAACAAGCACCCAGUUACUAGAAUACAUGAGUGCUUUGAGCCCCUGUGAUUCAUUUGCACAGUUUGACAAAUCAAAGUUGUUGAAGUUGGGUAAGUUAUACAAGUAUGACUUUGAUGAUCUGGAUAUGAAAGACCGUGAAGGACAACUUGAGAUAAUUUAUCACUCUUACAUCAAAGAUGAGCGCUUCACUAGUUUGAAAUGA
Lactuca sativa (garden lettuce) is the source of this 1014-nucleotide messenger RNA. RefSeq lists its product as uncharacterized. The record is from RefSeq and is a predicted model, not a curated record. Lineage: Eukaryota; Viridiplantae; Streptophyta; Magnoliopsida; Asterales; Asteraceae.